CGCCAAAAUUCGACAGGCUGUUUUCCAACUGUUACAGCUACCCGGGCCUCCUCCUGGGAGACAGGAAUUUGCCCAGUCUGCAGUGGAGCCCCUGGGCCCCAUCGUUCCUAGUCACUGUCAGCCGUGCUUACUAUCUGCUGGGCUCUUUCUGUUUGUGCCUGACUGGGCCAUUCUGGGCACUCCUUCUUCCAGUGUCCAUCUUUCUUGCAGCAAGCACACUGCUGAGGCCCCAGCUUUGUUGGCUGACCUCCUUGAGGGAGCUGAGCUUGAUUUAUCCCCCCAUUCAUUGGGGCCCACAGGGACUUACCUGGAUGAGUUGACCUCGUGGCGGGCCUCCCGGGGCAGCAGCCAGCAGGGCAGCCUGUUGUUUAAUCUCUCUUUGUCUCUGUUUCUCCUGUGCCUGGUCUCAGUUAUUAUAAACCUUAAAAGCAAUCUCUACAAGUUGAUAAGUGUUCAUCUCCAGUCCACCGUCUAAUUUCUGGAGUUUGUGCCGUAUGUCGGGCGCUCAAGCUCAUGAAAGUCAAAUUAAUAACGUGGACAUUCUGAGGAUCAUCCAUAUCAGUGUCAGUGUAUUGGUGAUGGACUUCAUACACCUGUUCUAAGAAUGUGGAAGGAUUCUCCUUGGGGCCCUGUUGUACCUCCUGAACUUUCUGGACAUUAAUGUGCCUUGGGGCUCCUUUUUGCAAUCCUAUAAUAAUGUAUUCUUUCAUAUGGUUUAGUCUAGUCUGAUCUCCUGGAUUGUUCAUAUCCCAUCCUGGAUCAAUUCACCAGUACAGCCAGGUCACCAGGGCCUCUAAUAGGAUUCUGUGGUUGGAGGUUGUAUAGCCUCUGUGCCUCUUGUUUAGCCUUCUCUAGUAUGAUGCGUCUUUCUUCCGGAGUCAACAGUGUUGUUAGUAGCAUGUUAAUAUCAGCCCAGUUAGGAUGGUGGACUGCAAAUAUGGAAGUUACUAAUGUCUCCAUCCAUUUAGGAUUCUCCCAGUAGGCAGGUAUAUUAUUUUUCCAGUUUAACACAUCCGCAGUUGUAAAAGAGACGUGUCCAAAUGAAACCCCAAGGGUUUUCUUAAUGAUCAAGCCUGGCUGGAAUCUGCCUCAAAAGAUAUUGUUCCUGCGGGACUGGGGCAGACCCCUGACCAAAUUGUACACCACUACAGGUGUGGGCAGGAGAGACCAUUCCCAGAGUGACACUUGGAGCUCCAGUGGGUAAUGGAGGAUAAAGAGUGACUGGGGUCUUCGGUGGCUCUAAGGUGAGGGCCUCCUCCCAGGCAGCCUGCAGGGUAGUGGGCUGAGGUACCUGUGGCUCUGGAGGAUAAAGCGGGGGUGCUGAUGGACAGGGAAGGGAACUAAGAGGAUAGGGAUCCUCAGAGUCAGGGAGGACUUCAUUGGACUUACAGUCAGGUUUGUCCUUAGGCUGCAUAACCAUUAACUUGCAUUAUUUUUGUAAGUUCUUGUUUUGAAACAAAAACAUGGGAUUUCAUCCCAUUUCUCCCCUCUGUUACAAAAUAGAUCUAGCUAGAAAACAGUAUCAUAGUCUAAACUCCCAUCCAUUUGGCCGCUUCCCACCCGAUCCAAGUUGGUAUUGUGGCUAGGCAGUGUUACAAAAGAAAAUCAUUUUCUUCUCCUUCAUAGGCUCGUAGCUAAAAUGAGACCAGUUCUUUAGAAUGCAGCCAAGAGGGCUGCAUUCUGCUACUGAACCCUGAUUACCCACUUCCACUCAAGCACACCACACACCACGUUCACCCUCACUUAAAGCUUUCUUCCGUGCCAACGCCACACACACGCAUAGAUCAGGACAGGACCAGGGGUGACGGAGAUAAUCUUGGUUGCCUCAACCUCCCAGACAGCCCCUUUUUGUGUACUCAAAGAAUGUAAUCAGUACUCACCCAGGAGACAUCUUCAGACCAGGACUAGUUUCCCUUAAAGUGUCCUCCAGCCGAGGACACUGCAGACAGAGACUAAACACUCAGCAAAUACCUCUGGACUAAAUAGAGUCCGGGUCCACACCGAGGUCCAGCUGAGUGCCACUGCCGCCGCCUAAGGGCCACCGGGCUCUGGGCAGAAGGUCAGGAGGACCUGACGUGCCCCAUGUUGGGCACCAAAUUGUCGCCGAACCAAGUGGGUCCCUGCCCAGUGCGCUGUAGGGCCAAGAGACGAGACACACCGAGUUUUGAAGAAAGAGAAAGCAGUUUAUUGCAGAGCAGCAAUGCAAGGAGCCAGGGGGCUUGCUCAGAUCUGACUCCCUGAGUAGGGAUUAGGUUACAGUCUUUAUUGGAAUUCUAAUUUAGGAAGUUAUACAUAUUUAUCAAUCUCAUACCUAGGUGAUUCGGGUACGGUCAGUCUGACUACGCAUGUUCCGCGGGCUGUAUCUGGUUCAUGCUGGUUCUUGUCUAACACACUGGCCUUGGUUUCUUGAAACACCUGGUAUUUUUCUGCAAAACAAACUAACAGAGUAGUUAAGCAAGGGGCAUGGGAGAGGUUGGAUAAGAAACAGAAAUAUACUAGGGUGAUUGAAUAAGAAACAGAGAGACAGAGGUGAUUGAGGCGCAGGCCUUGGCUUCAUUUGGUUUCAAAUCUGGUCCUGACACAAAAUAGUGCUGCAUCUCUGGGCAUGUUAUUUAAACUCUCUGAUCCUCUUUCCUCAUCUGUAAACUGAGCAUGGAAAUAGUAUUUGCCUCAUAGGUUGUUCUGAGGUUAGACAAGAUAGCACUGUGAAACAUCAAGCCCAGAACAUAAGUCCUCAUAAUAAAUAUUCGUUUGAUGCUAUCAGUGUUCCAAAGACUUUUAGGUAUCUCACUCGGCUUCCAACCAGUUUGUGAGGUCAGCAUUACCACCCCUGUAGGAACACAUUUAAAAAACCCUAUUUGCAAAGAGUUAAAGUGGUUUGCUUAGUGUUACACAACUAGCUGGUGAAUGGAUUGAGUUGUAAAACCAAAUCUAUUUUACUCCUAGUUUCAUGGCCUUUGUAAUGUACAUCUUCUACCCAUACCCAUUGUGUUUACCUUGGCACAAUGACUUGCCUUUGUGUGCCCCAGGAAGCAAUUCCAUGUAUUUUGACAAUCGAACCAUUUGACCUAUUUUCCUUAGGUCAGAAGGCAUAAUUGAGGCUUCUAGGCUUUUACUGCCUCCUGCAGUAUAAUCUCACUUCUCAGUAGCCCUGAUUAGAUUUUAGGAAAAAUCCAGCUCAUCAUACUCUAGAAUCCUGGAACCCCAAUGCAGGUUCCAAUUCGUGUGAAUAUGGCUUCUAAGCCCAAGUCCUAAGUGCCCUUGAAACAAAACUACUCUAGUUAAAUAAAAAGCAGAAAGUCAACAGAAACAACACCUGGAAGAACAUGUUCCUGAACUGAAACCUUACCAUAGAAUUUCAAGGCGGAGGCAGGAGAAUCCCAGAAAGGAGCACAUUUUAGAGUUACUGGGCAAGAAUUUUCCUCUCUAGUAUAAGCAGUGCCGGGUGAUAUCCCCACAUUCUGAGACCAUCAAUUACUGGGGCUCAGCAAAGCUUCCAUUUAACUUUCAGAGGAAAAGUGUAAGCUGAAAUUGAAGGGAUGGGUAAGGUGCACAUUUGACAGGAAAAGAUACUGCAUGGGAGGAUUUGUGGGGGUUUGGGUUGGAGGGAAGGGAUGCCAGCCAAAGCUAAGGAACUUCUUUCUCCAUUACAUCCUAAACAUAUAUGCAAUUCCUUACAGUCUCCACUCUGCCUUUCUGUUUAUUCUGAGCUGCCCUCAAACCAUGUGCAUCACCAAGCUGACAUUUAUUGAGUUUCUCCCUUACAUAAUCCCACAAUGGAGGUAGAAGAAAGGUCUUUAAAGAUUAUUUUGUUUUGCCUAUCUCAAAAUUAGGACAUAGAAGGUAAAUGUCUUACCCAAAGUCAUACAGUUUCUUGGUGACUUGAAUUCAGCCCUCUUGAUUCCCAGGUCAGGGCUCUGUCCUCUGCCACAUUUAAGUUAAAACAAGUUUCUUAAUAAAAAAUCUUGUGAAACUGCAACUCAGGGAAACAAAACAGUCAAAAAGAUCAAACAUCUUAAAGCACUUCAGUGACAUAUUAUCAGCAUUUUUCAAUGUCAAUAAUAUCUUAAUUCUAGAAUCAAUUUUAAUGCUGGAAUAGUGUUACAAACUUAGGAUAUUCUAAUUUUAUUGACCGAAUUCCCUAUUAUUGGCUUCACAGGUUAUUUUUAACUUUUUGCUACAGAGUAAUUAAGAGUAAUUUAGUAGAAAACGUUUGUUUACAUACACUCAGUAAGGCAAUUUCCAUGUGAUCAUUUCAGAAUUAAAUGGAUAAUCCCUCACCAUGUUGAUUUCUGUAACUUCAGAUGGGUAAAGGGCCAUUUUCUUAAAUGGGUUUGUGGGUAUCUUGGUAAGUAAUUGUAAGAACUGCUGUAUUAGACUUCUCAUGUUUCUAUUCCCUCUUUUUGCUUACCCAGCUCUGGCUUCACCAUUCUUGGCCCUUUCCCAAGAGCAUCUGAAAAAUGAACAUAUCCCAUGGAUCGGUUUCAUUUAAGGACCUGAUUGUGGACUUCACCCAGGAGGAGUGGCAGCAGCUGGACCCUGCUCAGAGGCUCCUGUACAGGGAUGUGAUGCUCGAGAACUACAGCAACCUAGUCUCAGUGGGAUGUCACGUUAGCAAACCAGAUGUGAUCUUCAAACUGGAGCAAGGAGAAGAACCAUGGAUGGAAGAGGAAUUCUCAAGUCAGAACUACUCAGAAGUUGAUGGUGCAUUAAAGAAGAACGAGGACGUCCAAAACAAACAUCUGAUGCAAAUUGUAUUCUUUAGCAACAAUACACUGAUUGCAGAGAGAGCUGAUAUAUUUGGGAACACGUUUAAUCUGGGCAUGAAUAUUGUUCCUUCAAUAAAAAUACCCUAUAAAGAUGACUCAUGUGGGAACAGUUCAAAAACUAAUUCAGAAGUAAUUGUAAAGAAAAGCUAUUUUAAAAGGAUUCCUAAUGAAUAUAGUGGAUGUGGGAAACUACUGUUUCAUACUAAGCAUGAGAUAACUCAUUCAGGAAUGAAAAAGUACAAAUAUAAUCAAAUUAGGAAAGCCAGAAUUCAAAGUGAAGAUCUUAUUCUGCACCAGAACAUUCAGACUUUGAAACAAGCUUAUGACUAUAAUAAAUGUGGGAAAACCUUCAAGAGGACAGUCCUCAUUACACAAAAGAAAGUAAAUAGUGAAAGGAAACCAAAUGAAUGCAAUGAAUGUAAGAAAACUUUUUCUAAGAAAUCUAACCUCAUUGUACAUCAGAGAAUUCAUACAGGGGAGAAACCCUAUGUUUGUAAUGAUUGUAGGAAAACAUUUCGUGUGAAGACACACCUCACUCGACACCAAAGAAUUCAUACUGGAGAGAGACCCUAUGAAUGCAGUGAAUGUGGGAAAACUUUCACUGACAAAUCGGCCCUCAUUGUACAUCAGAAAAUUCAUAGAGGGGAGAAAUCCCAUGAGUGUGAUGAAUGUGGAAAGACCUUCUUUCGGAAGUCAUCCCUCACUGAACAUUUCAGGUCACACACAGGGGAGAAACCUUAUGAAUGUGAGGAAUGUGGGAAUGCCUUCAGCAAGAAAUCUUACCUUGCUGUACAUCAAAGAACUCAUAGAGGAGAGAAACCAAAUGAAUGUAAUGAAUGUGGGAAGACCUUCUUUUGUCAUUCAGCCCUUACUGCACAUCAGAGAAUUCACACAGGGGAGAGACCCUAUGAAUGUAAUGAAUGUAGGAAAACCUUCUUUUGUCAAUCAGCCCUCAAUGUGCAUCAGAGAACUCAUACAGGAGAGAAACCCUAUGAAUGCAGUCAGUGUGGAAAAUUUUUAUGUACCAAAUCAGCCCUCAUUGUACAUCAGAUAACUCAUAGAAGAGAGAAAUCUUAUGAAUGUAAUGAAUGUGGGAAAUGUUUCUGUCGUAAGUCAACACUCACUAUACAUCAGAGAACUCACGCAGGAGAGAAACACAGUGUGUUUAAUAAAUGCGGUAAAACAUUCAGUGUGAAGUCAAACCACAAGGAACGUAAGAGAAUAUACACAAAGGAGAAUCUUUAUGAGUGUAAUGAACAUAGGCAUGCCAUCAGUAAAAGCACGCGCUUAAUUGUGCAUCAGAGAAGUAUAUGGGAGAGACCAUACGAAUGUAAUGAAUGUGGGAGAACUUACUGCCGGAAGUCAGCCCUUACUCAUCAUCAGAGAACCCACACAGGAGAGAGACCCUAUGAAUGUAAUGAAUGUGGGAAAACCUUCUGUCAGAAGUUCUCCUUCAUUGAACAUCAGCGAACUCACACUGGGGAGAAACCGUAUGAAUGUAAUGAAUGUGGGAAAGCCUUCUGCCAUAAAUCAACCCUCAGGGUACACCGGAGAAUUCACACAGGAGAGAAACCAUAUGAAUGUAAUGAAUGUGGGAAAACCUACCGUCAGCUGUGGACUUUCACUGAACAUCAGAAAAUACACACAGGGGAAAAACCCUAUGAAUGUAACACAUGUGAGAAAACAUUUCGCCACAAAUCAAAUUUCCUUUUACAUCAGAAAACUCAUAAGGAAUAGGUGCCAGAAAGGCAGUGAAUUCCAAGGAAGAAAUAAAUAUAAGAGCCUUAAAUCUUACGAAUACUUACAGAUGUGUGAAAUUUUAUGAAUGUAAUGAACAUAGGAGACUUUUCUGCCAUAAGCCAACACUGGUACAUAAGAGAACUCACACAGUAGAGAAAUACAGUAUGUUUAGCAAAUGUAGUAGAACAUUCAGUGUGAACUGUGAAAA
Trichechus manatus latirostris (Florida manatee) is the source of this 6717-nucleotide messenger RNA. RefSeq names its product zinc finger protein 334 (gene ZNF334). Gene Ontology annotation, biological process: regulation of transcription by RNA polymerase II. Gene Ontology annotation, molecular function: DNA-binding transcription factor activity, RNA polymerase II-specific; RNA polymerase II cis-regulatory region sequence-specific DNA binding. The transcript is spliced from 4 exons. NCBI's taxonomy places the organism in Eukaryota, Metazoa, Chordata, Mammalia, Sirenia, Trichechidae. Gene Ontology annotation, cellular component: nucleus. The record is from RefSeq and is a predicted model, not a curated record. Bases 4461 to 6506 code for a protein of 681 amino acids.